This is a messenger RNA of Adineta steineri, 272 nucleotides long. Lineage: Eukaryota; Metazoa; Rotifera; Eurotatoria; Adinetida; Adinetidae. The record is from the annotation of a GenBank genome assembly.
UUUUUCCACAAGCAUGUCUUCUCGAAUAUGUUCGACAUGCUAUUAUUUUGAAUUAUAUCAAACAAGCACAUCAAUAUCGUGUUGAAGGUUUAGAAGAUGAAGCUGAUGAAAACUAUCUUGAAGCUAGUGAUCAAUGUCGUAUGUUAGCAAGUGAUUUAGAAGAACAAUCAAGUAUAAUAAAUGGAAGAGAAGCAACAGAUGUAAUUGUAAACGAUUCUGAAGAUGUUAGUGAAUCAUAUCUACAAUCUUUUACUAAUCUUAAUGAACAAUAA